Staurois parvus is the source of this 361-nucleotide messenger RNA. The record is from the annotation of a GenBank genome assembly. NCBI's taxonomy places the organism in Eukaryota, Metazoa, Chordata, Amphibia, Anura, Ranidae.
AUGUCUGGCCUGUUCAACAAGAAGAGAGCGGAGAGGCGGCGGAAGGAGGUGAAUGAUGGGGGCGCCCAGAAGAAAAAGAAAAAGGCGAAUCUGCGGGAGGAGAUCGAGAGCGACUCUGACACCGAAGUAGCCCCGACUCGCAGGAAGCCGGAGGAGGAGCAGGAGGACCUGGAGGAGACUGCGCAGGAGAAGAAGCUGCGAUUGGCCAAGGGAGUAUCUGCAGCAGCUGCAGGCGCAGGAGGAGGAGCGACUGGAGGACGAGGGCCUGGACGCCAUAGCCAGCCGCUUACAGGAGGAUGUGCUUGAACAGCGAGGAAGACUUCAGCGUCAGCUCGCCAAAGAGGUAACAUUCAUUCCAUAA